AUGGAGGAAUAUUUUGAACAUGUCAAAAAGGUGAUGAAUGUAUUAAAGGAUAAUGAGCUCUAUGUUAACUUGAAAAACUAUGUAUUCCUUGAAACAAAACUAGUUUUCUUAGGCUUUAUUAUCUCAAGUGAGGGGAUUCAAGUUGAUGAGUUUAAAAUAAAUGCAAUAAAAGGAUUGCCAACUCCAAAAACUAUCUCUAAAGUGAGGAGCUUCCAUAGUUUAGCCACUUUCUAUAGAAGAUUUGUGAAGAAAUUUAGUGCUAUCACGGCACCAAUCACUGAAUGUUUAAAGAAAGGGAAGUUCAAAUGGGAUGGAAAAGUUGAAGCUAGUUUUAUGGAGAUUAAGGAAAAGCUAUCACAAGCUCCUGUAUUAGUGUUACCAGAUUUCAACAAGACCUUUAGCUUGGAAUAUGAUGCUAUUAGAGUAGGUACUGGGGCUAUUUUUUCACAAGAAAUAAAACCUGUUGCUUUCUUCAGUGAGAAGCUAAGUGAAGCAAGACAAAAAUAG
Capsicum annuum is the source of this 507-nucleotide messenger RNA. RefSeq lists its product as uncharacterized. Bases 1 to 507 code for a protein of 168 amino acids. The record is from RefSeq and is a predicted model, not a curated record. Lineage: Eukaryota; Viridiplantae; Streptophyta; Magnoliopsida; Solanales; Solanaceae. The transcript has a single exon.